This is a messenger RNA of Aspergillus tubingensis, 963 nucleotides long. Its product is annotated as intradiol ring-cleavage dioxygenase. The transcript has 2 exons. The coding region runs from base 1 to 963 and encodes 320 amino acids. The record is from RefSeq and is a predicted model, not a curated record. Lineage: Eukaryota; Fungi; Ascomycota; Eurotiomycetes; Eurotiales; Aspergillaceae. Gene Ontology annotation, molecular function: ferric iron binding; oxidoreductase activity, acting on single donors with incorporation of molecular oxygen, incorporation of two atoms of oxygen.
AUGCGUUUUUUCAGCUUCCUCGUUGCAGCUACGUUAGCCUCAUUGGCCAUCGCACACCCAGGCCCUCAUAAAAAAGCCACGAGAGCCGAAAUUUCGCGUCGACAGGAGCUGUCUUCUCGUUGCGCUCACCAUGCCGGAGAAUACAACGCAAAAAGAUGGAAGAGGAGCUUGGAAAAGCGGCAGAAUAUUACGACUAUCGAAGCUACAACGGAAGCACCUUACUAUAAGACGAUUCAGAAUGAAACCUGCGUGCUCACGCCCGACGUGACAUCCGGACCUUAUUGGUGGACAGAGUCUCAGACACUUCGGCAGGAUAUUAGGGAAGAUCAACCAGGCGUGCCGUUGUCGCUUGAUAUUGGGGUGAUGGAUAUGGCGACAUGUGGACCCUUGGAAGGGGUGCUGGUGGACGUUUGGCACUGCAAUGCUACGGGAAAAUAUUCAAGUUUUACUGGGCUGCGAAACGACAUCCCCAAAUCUGAAACGCUACAAGACCUUAACAUGACCUGGUUUGAGCCCGGACAGUCGGAUAUUCAUACGGAUAAUCAGACUUGGUUGCGGGGCAUGUGGCCGACGGAUAGUAAUGGGAUGGUGGAGAUGAAGACUAUUUUCCCAGGCUUUUACUUCGGAAGAUCAAUCCACAUUCAUAUUCAAGUGCAUACCGACUGGGUGCUGAGAGACAACGGCACCCUUGCGAGUGGGAAUACCGUGAGCACGGGGCAGGUUUUUUUCGAUGAGGAGCUUGAGCAGGAGAUCAUGGCGUUGGAGCCGUAUUCUUCUGUGACAGGGAUUCAGAGACUCGUUAAUGGUCUUGAUGACACGUUCCAUAAUGAGAAUACCGACGGGUAUAAUGCCAUUGUGUCGGUGGUCCCCAUGGAUGGGGUUGAUGUGAGGAAUGGGAUGAUCGGAUAUAUUACUGUUGGUGUGGAUACAGAAGCUGUUGACCCUGAAUUCCCGGUUCGAUAA